Molecule: messenger RNA, 4397 nt
Organism: Dromiciops gliroides (monito del monte)
Lineage: Eukaryota; Metazoa; Chordata; Mammalia; Microbiotheria; Microbiotheriidae
Gene: MAP6D1
Product: MAP6 domain containing 1
Exons: 3
Coding region: 73-684 (203 amino acids)
Biological process (GO): regulation of microtubule cytoskeleton organization; cytoskeleton-dependent intracellular transport; microtubule cytoskeleton organization
Cellular component (GO): cis-Golgi network; Golgi-associated vesicle; microtubule
Molecular function (GO): microtubule binding; calmodulin binding
Source: RefSeq, a predicted model, not a curated record
GGGGACGCCCGGCUGGCGGGCAGCCUGCGGCUGGGCUGACGGCCGUGCACCCGGGACUCCCGGGGCCGGGCCAUGGCGUGGCCCUGCAUCAGCCGCGUGUGCUGCCUGGCGCGCCGCUGGAACCAGCUGGACCGCUCGGACGUGGCGGUGCCGCUGACGGUGCACAGCUACUCGGACAUCGAGGACCCCCCGCCGCCGCCGGGCCCACCCCCGGCCGGGCCCCCCGGCUCCCCAGGCCCGCCGAUCACCCAGUACCAGCGGGACUUCGGCGCCCCGCGCCGGGACGCGCAGCCCUGGCCCCGGCCCGGCCCCGGCCCGGGCCCUGGAGGGGGCCGCCGGGAGCGAGAUAGGGAGCCCGCGGCGGCCCCCAGCGUCUAUGUGCUUCCGGGGGGCAAUGGGGUCGAGGCCAGCGACGGGGACCCCCGCUUCCUGAGACUCCGUGCCCCCGCCGACGCCGCCCCCCUGCCGGUCACCACGUCCUACAGACAGGAAUACCGGCCCUGGCCUGGCACCAAGCCUUCAAGACCCAUAAAGACCAAACCAACCUCUAUCAUCGUGACUGACUACACUGUGAGGGAGAGCAGUUACCGGGCUGACUUCAAGGUCCCAGAAGGAAGGAGAAAGUUCUCGCCUAACCCCUCUGCUGUCUUUCAGGCCUCACCUGCUCCUGUUCUGCAUGUGUGACCAUCCACACCUGCCCCUUCUGGCGGCAGGAGGGGCAUAGAUGGCAAAGAGGAUAAGUGUGCUUAAGCCCACUGUGAUGCAGCCCAUGGGGGUCAGCAAGGGUGCACCCCCCGUGGGCUCUUGGCCUGUAAAGGCGCCAGCAGUCAGAAAGUGGCCGCAGCACACCUGUCUAUGCCCACGCAUGCUUACACUGUUGGGUAUAUCCCCAGCCUUGCUGGGACCAGGCUCAUGCCUUGGUGACCCAGGACUUCUGUUCACAAAUGACCAAACCUACUUGUGGGCAGAGACCCAAGAACACCCGCAUGGAAUGCAGGAACAAAAAUGUCCCCAAAGUGCUCAUUCUCCAAUCGCCAAAGCAAGCCGUGGAGUACUCAGCUCCCCAAGUCUUCCCCACACUAGUUCUGCUGUUUUUCAAAGGCUCACCAUGCCAGGAAUUUCACCUUCAUUUCAAAGCCAGGAUGGGGCCUGAUCUUUCCUAAAGAACACCUUCUAACUGGCCUUCAUUUCUGAAAUCUGAAGGAAUGAGUGAGAAGGUGACCCCCAACAGCCCGAACCCGUGCAAGACUCCCCAGGAUCAGUUCGAUGGGAUUUUUACUUCCUCUAUUCCCCAGAUCUCUGCUGAUUUCUUAUGGAUUUUCCACAACAGAGACAGUGGCCAUUUUUUUCCAGAGGAAAAGCUCUUGGCUUUUCUGAUAAAUGACUCUGCACAUACACAUUGUACAAUAAAUGUAUUGCCCUGAAAGCCUAAUUUAUUGCCUGCGUGUUAGUUAAGUGAAUCCUAAGUAACCAGAAAUAAUUCCUCUAAAGCAGUAGAAUCACCUUCAUGGAGCUGCCUUUUGGAAGAUGCCCGUUUUAAAUCUCCUUUUGGACAAGAUGCACUUUUGAUUCCUCGGUAAAGGGAACUCCCUCCACAAAGUCAGGUUGUGCUUCUUCUGAAAUUAAUAGACUUCAUUCUAGUGCUGUUGAGGCCCUACCAUGGGUCAUCUAUAGCCAGGAUUGGUCAUAGGCAGGGCCUGAACCCAAGUAUUCCUGGCUCCAAACCCUGCUUUCUACCACUAGGCCACCCUGCAUUUCUUUAGCAGUGAGGGCUAGGGGAAGAACACAGGCCCUCAAGUUAGAGUGUCUGCAUUCUCCAGACCUGCCUCUGAUACUGCUUGUGUGAACUUGGUCAAGUCACUGCACCUCCCUUUGCCUCAGUUUCCUCCUCUGUAAAAUGGGAGGGUUGAACCAAAUGGCAUCUGAGUUCUUUCUAGCUCUGGCGCUAUUCCUUAAGUUAUAAAAGAUGAUAAGAAUAACAGCAUUUUAAGCUUUAAAAUUUAUAUAGAAAUGUGUUACUUCAACUAUUAAUUUAAUGUAAAUUAUUAUUUAACUUUCUGAACAAAGCAUGAAUUAUAGUCACUCUUCUAAUUGCCCCAUUUUUAACAAAGCAUUUCUUUGGAUUCUAUCAUUGGGGUGGGUUUAGAUCAAAUGGUUACUGCUGGUGCUGCUGUGGGGACAGUGUUUGGAGCCAACAAUUUGGGGACCCAGAGACCAUGUCUUAAAAUAGUACAUCCUGGCAUCCCCAAGGCCCAGGGCUCGAACCUUUUAUAUGCUGCAGGAUCGUGUCCAUGCCCUCAGCUGGGCAUGGCCAGGCUAAGACUUGAAGCCCCAGAGUGAGCAAAUGCUACCUGUUGAGGUCUGUUUGCUCAUCAAUCUUGCCCUACCUUUGCUGGAGGAUUCCUUGGGUAGCUAGCUGACUCGAGCCAGAGUUGGCAGGAAUGACCUUGGGCUGACCUCGGACUCUUUCUACUUAUUUCUGGAAUAAUGUUCACACUCUAGCUGACCUGAUUGGCACCUCCUUAGGAGUGACUAAGAACUCCGACCCGCUUCAAGCUUAAUUCCUGUCAGUUUCCUUUAAGAGAUCUUACACAGUCCAAAAGACAUUUAUGAAGCUUUUCAGUUUAAACUUUAGGUAAAAAUUGGAAGCAUGCAUAUGUAUCGAAAGCAUGACCUUAUAGCAUGUGAACCUGCCCUCUAAGUCUCCAUCCUGCCCAAGUUAUUUGUCCAAGACUCUCUUCCCAUCUUCAGUCUCUCUCUUCUUGGUCUUUCAGGACUACCACUGAGGCUCCAGCCAGGCCACUGGGCAGUGAUGGAGUAAGACAUGUGGACUGUAUUAUUACCCUCCCUCAAAAAGGGGUCCCUCCAGGAGGUGUCCCUGUAUUGCUGAUUCAUAUUCCUGCUUCCUUGUUGUUAUAAAACUUUUGUGGGAACAUCAUGUGCAUUAAGGGUACAAAGCGGCAGAAAGGAAAGGGCAGAUUUUUAUAGACGUAAUUGCUGCUGUAGUGCCACACCCAGCCAACUGACCAGGUCACUCAACCAGCAUGUGCCAGAAAAAGGCAAAGCAACACCCUUCCUUCCCUCAAGGUGCUUACAUUCUAAUGGGGAAGACAACAGGUAUGCCUGGGAGUUGAUGUGUCUGGUGCGCCAAAUAGAGGGAGCAGGAGCCGCUGAGUGGGAGCAGAAGGUGGAAUAGAAGGUGGUGCUUGAACUGAAUCUUGAAAGACUAUAGCACUAGAGAGGCUGAGGUAAGGAGGGAGUACCUUCUGGGCACAGCCAGAGGGAUGCCCUAUUGAUAGGGAGAUUCUCUGAGUGUUCUGUUAACAGAUGCCAGAUUGACUUGAGUCUUAGAACAGUAGAGGGCCUUUCCCUCCUGACCAGGACACUUAAAAGAGAUCAGCCUGGGGAUCCAUCCACACAGGAAAACUGAAGUGGAUGAAGAACACACAUUGCUGAGAUUAGGACAGACGGGUAGGCAGUCCGCAAUAGAACGGGAUGAAGAGAACACCCUGAAUUGCAUUUGGGAAAAUGUGCAGUAUUUCCAAUGAUUCUAAGCCUUCUUUUUCUGUUGGGGUCUAUUAUUUUACUUUCCAUAUUCUCCCAGCACAAAUCAGAGAAUGCCACCGGCUUGGAAGAUCCACACACCAGGCGAUCCACAGAGCAAAGGAAAGGCAUGGUAGGCAUGAAGAAGUUAUAGCAUGUGACCAAAGAUGACCCAGAUGCAGGGAAUGAUGGGAAGGAUUUGAUCCAUGACAGAUGACUGACAAAGAGAUGAGAUAAGUCAAACAGCAGCAGGGAAGGAUGACUGAUGGGCAGAAAUGUUAGAAGAUUUUGAGGAAGGUCUCACAUGUUGGGGCUGAAUCCUCUAUGAAUGACUUGGGGGAGGUCAUGGACAAGAAUCCCAAGGUUGAGAAGGGUGGUGAUCUGUAUUAGUGGAGGGAGAGUGAUACUAAUGAAAGCACAGAAAUAUAUGUGCAUCAACCACCAUUUGGUGACAACUAAUUGGAUAAAUGAGUUAAACAUUUUAUGACUUUAUAUAUGAUUUGAGCAUAAUGAAGUAAUUUUUCAGAGAUACUACAUUUUUCCUUUCUCUUUCUAUUCUAUUGUCAUGGUGGAUAUUCGAGAUGAUUAUUUUGUGUUAUUGGAAAAAAUACAUUAUUUUGUCAAGAUAUUAUUUCACUUAGUGAUUGUGACCUUUUCUGAAAUUCCUUCUUUGUAUAGUUGUUGGUUUCAUUCAAUUUGCAAUUGUUAUUAUGUUUGUACAUUUUAAAUCUAGUCUUUCUUUUACAACUCUUAAAGUGGUUAUGCUCUAAAAACAAAACCAGAGCAGUAUUAAUAACAUUUAUAAAACUAGCUUAGAAGUAAAAUUGAAGAAUAAUUAAUGUUUUCCAUUUGAA